Molecule: messenger RNA, 6412 nt
Organism: Cyprinus carpio (common carp)
Lineage: Eukaryota; Metazoa; Chordata; Actinopteri; Cypriniformes; Cyprinidae
Product: zinc finger FYVE domain-containing protein 16-like
Biological process (GO): endosomal transport
Cellular component (GO): early endosome membrane
Molecular function (GO): metal ion binding
Source: RefSeq, a predicted model, not a curated record
GACGCUACUCUGACUCAGGAAAUUCAGUCAGAAAUAGUGCGCGUCCCCUUUAAACAGCGCCGGGUGGAAAUGAUCGACUGUGGAAUGUAGUGUUACUGAGGAAAAAGAAAACAUCAGCUAGCUGCUAACAGUGAAAUACACUAACAUUUCAUCCGAAUACAGCCAAGAAACGAAGGCGACUCAACAAUGACACAUAUUAAGUUUCUCUGCAGGGGGUAAGUGAGGUGUAUCGUACCCUGUCCUAGGAUGGACACUUAUUUUAAGGCUGCUGUGUGCGACCUGGACAAGCUUCUGGAUGACUUUGAGCUCAACGCAGAGGAGCUUGAGAACAAGCCCGCCACUUUUGCAAGCCCUCCUUGUCCGGACUCCACGAUCGUCCCUGGUCACCGUUUGGACCUUCAGAGCUUCAUACCAGAGCAACACACAGUCACACAAACACUCCCAGAUGUCAAUGCCCUGCACUAUGGACUUACAUCACAAAGCAUUACUUUAAACCAAAAAGAUUCUUAUUCAAAUGAACGGCCGCUCACAGGUGUGGAUCUUCUGUCCUCUGUCGAUAGCAGAGGCAUCAGAAGUUCAGCUCCGCCUUGUCCGGACCGAUCGCUGAAGCCUGUGUGUGACCUGGUGAACGAUACGGGUUCUGCAAACCUCCAGCAGACUGACAGUCAGGAGGACUUUAAAGAGCUGGAUGUCCCUGAGAAACAAACUAAUGAGGAGCUGCUAGUGGACUUCGAGAGUCCUGUAGUAUCUAGUCCAGAAGAUGCUUCUAACCCUGGUAAAUUACUAAAACUGGACUCUGAGGUUAACUAUAACGCAUUCAGCCUGCUGGAUGUCAUAUUACCAGCCGCUGGUGACUCUUAUGGUUCAAGUAGCAUCACGCCUUUGGAGUGCAAUCAGAUUGAAAGUUCUCGUCCUGAAGACUCAAACUAUUCUCCAUGCGAAGUCUCAGUGAACGAGGAUGAUGUUAGUAAUUCAGAUCCUCAUGCUACAGAUGAAGCUAUUUCAGCAACCAAAGAAGAGCAUGCUGUAUCGCUCCAGCCGGACUCAAAGGAUACCCAACUGUCUGAAGAUCUCAGUGUUAAAACUCCAGAUGAUCCAGCUGGAAGUCCCUCCUUGGAGAAGGAACCUUCUCUAUCUUGCUUGCCGAUGGCUGUAUCGAUGUGUGGAUCCCUUGUGGCGUCUUUAGACCCACAGACAGCAGUGAUUGAAACCAAAGAUGAGGCUGAUCUAGAAAAGAAUUCAGCGAUUGAAGAGGCUGAAGAGUUAAUUCUUCCGUUGGAAGAACCCACAACUCCGUUCUCCUCCAACAGGCCUGAUUCCUCACCUGAAGAUGAACCUGAGCUUGUCCAAAUCAUGUCGAACACAGAAAGGGCGGCUGCUGUCUCGGGCCGUUACCCUGAUAGAAACUUUAAACGCAACUUGUCGCCAUCAGAUAAAGAGGUGUGCGAAAGCAACCCGUCUCCACCCUAUUCAUAUUGAGAUAGUUAUUAUUAUUAGUUUGAGUUUAGUAUAGGAUUAGAUUACUUUAAUGGAAGAGACCGUGAUGUUGUUUUGGUUAGGGAGAUGGGCUGGUUUCCUUUGGGUCAGGAUGUGAAAAUGAACUCCGACGCAGGCGCAGAAAAAUUCACAGAUGACGGCUUUUCAGAAUUUAACGGAGAUGGGGAAGGCUUUUUAGAUGAGGAGCUGCAGAGCUGUAAAGUCGAGACGUUUGCUUCUCCUGAGAGCGACGGUUCACUUCAGUAUCUGGAGGAGAGCGAAGGUUCGAACGUUUCUUCUUCGUCUCAGGACAGCAGCCCGCUGAGGACAGACUCCACACAAACUGUUAUCCAUGAAAAUGCAACCAGCCCUGUUGAGAUUCAGUCAGUUUGUGCCCCCAACCAAGAGUCAAAUUACGGCGGUGCGAGACCGAAGCAGUUAUCCAACCAAACCGCACGGCUUCCAUCUGAAAGACACCGGACUGGUCAUGCUGAACACAGUGUAGCAGGACUUUCUGAAGAGCAUAGCUCGCAAAUUUCUCCCAACCAAGAUGAAAAUAACUGUGAACCCCCUUCUUAUCAGCAAUAUGAUGCCAGUUAUGGCCAUGAUGAGCUUUCAGAGCCUCCACCAUACCCAGGAGAGAGUCCUGAUCCACCAGCACACGAGGCCGAGGAUCUGGGGUCAAAGCAGCCCCCAUGGGUGCCGGACUCUGAGGCUCCUAACUGCAUGAACUGUGAGCAGAAGUUUACCUUUACCAAGAGGAGACACCACUGCAGAGCAUGUGGGAAGGUGUACUGUGCUAACUGCUGCAACCGCAAAUGCAGACUGAAAUAUCUGGACAAAGAAGCCAGGGUUUGUGUCAUCUGCUAUGUUACCAUACAGAGAGCUCAAGCCCAUGAGAGAAUGAUGAGCCCUACUGGGCCCAGUCCCAAUCCCAACAUCCCAUCAGAGUACUGCUCCACCAUACCGCCCAUGCAGCAGGCCCGCGCCGCCGGCACCCUCAACUCUCCCCCACCCACCGUCAUGGUCCCCGUGUCUGUCCUCAAACACCCCGGUAAUGACGGGUUUCCACGUGAGCAGAAGCACGUGUGGUUUGCCGAUGGUAUCCUGCCGAAUGGUGAGGUCGCAGACACCACCAAACUCUGUGUACAGACCCGGAGAUCCUCUCAGGAGUCGAGCCCAGUAACACCAGACCCGCCGGGGCCCAAUGGUACAUUUCCUGGCGAGUGUGAUGAGAGCGCCGGAGGAAGUUCUGACAGCGCUGCCGAGGUGAGCCGCCCGCCCAUCAGAGGCCCGUGGGACUACGGCCUGCUCUGUGCGGUGGGCAGCUGUGUGCAGAGAGCGGUCAGUCUGGUGCCGGAGGACGACGACGGUCUGCCUCCACUGCUCAUUACCACAGGAGAGGAGGAAUAUGGGGAUUUAUUAGUUGAGGAACGUCCUGCUGCUUGCCAAAUAUUGCUGCUGUUGGAAGAGGGAGGCCCACAGCCACUGACCUUCGUGCUCAACGCCAAUUUACUGGUGAACGUCAAGAUCGUCGCAUAUGGUGGGAAGAGGUGCUGGUGUCUGAGCUCUAAUGGUCUUCAGGCAGUGGGCCAGAAGGAGCUGGUGUUUAUAAUUGAGUGUCUCGCAGAGGAGAACAGCCUGCCUAGAGACCUAUUCAACCUGUAUGUUAGUAUCUACGAGGAUGCACAGAAAGGGAAGUUCAUCGAGCACCUUGGCAACGUGACGUUCACUGACAGUUUCCUGGGCAGUAAAGAUCACGGGGGUGUCCUGUUCUUCACUCCAACCUUUCAGCCCCUGGAUGGUCUUGCUCUGCCGCAGGUCUCGUUCCUCUGUGGUGUUUUGAUCCAGAAACUGGAGGUUCCCUGGGCUAAAGUGUUUCCCCUCCGACUGCUGCUCGCUCUGGGGGCACAAUACAGCGUUUUUUACUGUGUUUUGGUGGGCUUUGGUUUGCGUGAGUUUGUUUUUAUAGGUUUGGGCCACACCAUCAUGAAUCUGCUCACAGAUCUGAGGAACUACCAGUACAGUUUACCUGUGGUGGAAAGCCUGCGAGUGCACAUGGAGAUGGGCAACAGCUACAUCGACAUUCCCAAGUCCAGGUUUAAUGAGAUGCUGAAGGUGGUGAACUCCUCUAAUGAACACGUGAUCAGUUUCGGCGCCUGUUUCAGCACUGAGGCCGAUUCUCACUUGGUUUGCGUGCAGAACGAGGACGGAAGCUACCAGACGCAAGCCAACAGUAUACCAGGAAAAACCAGGAGAGUGACUGGAGCGAGUUUUGUGGUUUUUAACGGUGCUCUGAAAGCCUCAUCGGGAUUCAUAGCCAAAUCCAGCAUCGUGGAGGAUGGGUUAAUGGUGCAAAUCCCUCCGGAGACCAUGGAAGGUUUGCGACAGGCCCUCAGGGACCAAACCGACUUUCAGAUCCCCUGUGGAAAGGCAGAUUCGGAUGAGACACGGGAAAAUGUGAAUGUACGCUGGGUGGACUGGACCGCACCUGUCAACACUGGAGUCAUCAGUCCGGUGGAUGGCAGGUCUCUAGAGGGAGUGUCAAGCGUCAAGAUCCAACAGGACUCGGAUUUUGAGAUGGACGGCCAAACCAUCAGGUGUACUGAGGUCUUCUAUCUGCUGAAGUCUUCAGACGUCUCUCUGUCUGCCGUCCUCACAUCAUCGGCUCAGUUUCAGAGAGAGAUCGCCACCGCCAGCUGCGCCACCCUCUGCCAGCACCUCUCUGUGCUCGUGGCCAAUGGAUUCAACUCUCUCGCUCUCCGGGUCUCCACCGACUCAGACAUGGUUGAGUACCAGGCUGGCUCUGGUGGCCACCUCCUGCCUCAGAAGUAUAUGAAUGAUCUGGACGGGGCUCUAAUUCCUGUCAUCCACGGAGGAAGCUCCUGUGUCCCCCAUCAGGCCAUGGACAUGGAGUUUUUCUUCUACAUCUCACUGAGCAUUUGAAAGCUGGUGACUUACAAACUUUGCAUCCACAGGCAGCCAUUGGGACCUCUAUGACUGGUGCCAAUGAAUCGCAGAUACGGAUACCCAGACUUUGUAUCUGAUCUCUGACAAGGUAUGGAGAGUUUGAUGCAUUUUAAAGGAACUUCACUGAAGUGGAACUAUAUUAGCGACCCUUUAGAAUAAAGCAGAGGUCAGCAACAAAAAUAAAAACGUGAGAACUUUGCUGUGCUUCUUCGUGUUUCAAUGGAUGCCGGUCGAUGAAUGUUGGUUUGAAUGCGAACAGAAUUGUUUAUGUAUGACUGUGAUGUCAGAUAUACCGAUAAUUAUAAUCGUUACUUGAUUGCACAUGUGGCAACCGAGCAUAUGAAGUGCUGCAUUUCUUUAUGUCUGUUUUUUCCGAGCUGGAAUCUGCUGUUUUUUCCCCAUCCGUCAUAAUUUAAUGUUACCUUAUGAAGUAGCUUCAUGUGGACUUAAGAAUCCAUAUGAAGGUUUUAUGUACUGAUUAUUGUACUUUCUAAGUACUGCAUCUUAUGGUUAGCCAUUUUUCUCAAUCUGUAAAAUACACAGAGAGUAAAUACACAUCGGUUUGAUUGCUCAAAACAUAUAUGCUAAUUAGAUUAAGCUUAAAUACUAUUUUUGGAACAGACAGUUCAUGUGUUGAUUAAAGGUGAUAUUUUUGAUAGGGCAUCGAAAUUACAAAUUAAAACUCAUUCUGCAAUUACAACCCCAAAAAAUCUUAUGCUUAUGAAAACAUUGUUUCACAUCACAUAUAUUACCAAAAAAGAAAAGAAAAAGGAGUUCAGAGUAAAGAAAAGGGAUGAUGGGAUCUCUAUGAAAAGAUUUGCUUUAACAUUUAUGUUAUUAUUUUCACACUACUACAUUAAUUAAAGAAAAGGCCAUUUAUUGAGAUCUUUAAAUGGCUUUCUUUUACUAUUAGUUAAUUUUUACUGGACAAACUGGAAAACAGGCCCAUCUGUUAACACUACAAAUGUGUUUCUGGAAUUGAAAAAUCCUUAGAGCUUUGAAUGUUGGCCUGAAAAAAUAUCAACACAUCUGAACACUUUUACAUGUUUUUUUAUUUUAUUUUAUUAUUAUUAAAAUUUGGUCAGCCCACCAUGAUGAGUUAACAAGGCUGCCAAAUGUCCUUAAUGUACUAUAGACAUUAAAUAUCUGUCAUUUUUAAUGGGUUUGACAGAUUCUUUUGAAUCUCUUUCCUUAUAAAAUAUGCUGGAUGGUGUUUCUGAAUUAAGUAUCCAUUUUAUAAAUGCAAUAACCUUUAUUUCUUUCACUAGACUGUGAUCCUACAUUUUUACAUUCACCUCAAAAUGUACCUUAAACCUGCAAAACAAAGAUUUUUUCCCCUCAAAUGAAUUCUGAUUCUAUUGAAGCCAUUAAUUCUUAAAUGCUGCAGCUUAACAAAAAUCUAAAUUAAUUAAUUUGCAAAAUGCACUUUUACUGUCGUUGGUGAAAUGAAAUACAGGACGAGUGAUUGUUACUAUUUUUUUAAUUCAUUUUUUUUUUCAUAGUGAUAAAACACAACAUAAACAGUGAUGAAUCAGUUUAUUUGAUAUAUUGACUGGUAUAUUUAAAUAAUCUGAAGGCCUCUAUAAUUCUGUCAUAAACCAAAUACAAAUGUUCUUAAGAUAAAGAUGAUUGUUGUGGAAGGAUAGAGAUUAAAUGUGAAAUUAGUUGAGCAUUUUAUAGACAUCUCAGACCUUUUCCCAUAUAUUUGGGCUUUGUGGAAUAUUUUGGGAGUUAUAUUGUUUUCUCACUGUUACUGAUUAAUUAAAUCAUCACAAUUAAAGUAUUUUUAUGCUUUACAAAAAGCUGUUAAGAUGUACCAGUUUGCAUAAUGUAUAUCUAUUUAUUCUUGAAAACCAGAUUUAUUUGAUGAUUUAUCUGGUAGGGGACCUAAGGAUGUUCUUCAAAACAACAUUCAUUUCUAAUAUGUAUCUCAUGUAGAAUAAUAAAAUUUUGAUAAAUAUACAAA